AUGGCACCACCCUCCCAUCUGCUGACAGGCCAGGUUGGUGCGGAGAAAUGGCACAAGGACGCCCACUCAACAGUGCAAGAAACGACCAAGUUGACCAAGCGCUGUGGCAAGGAGGCGCUUGAGCUGUGGUGUCCAGCCCCAGCCCCAGGCCAGCCUGAGGAGACACCUUAUGAGCACAAGAUGAAGACUGACUCCUGGAAGUUCAAAAUGGAUGUCUUAGCAACUGGAGAGGUGACAAGGAAGCCCCCUGAGGGACCAGGGGUAACCUUAUGGAAAAGCAAAAUCAAGCCUCCCCCAUGGGUCUGCAAACUGGCCUUGCCAUGCUUCCGAGAUUACAGCAAUACCAAGAACAAUGAAUUUGUGGCCAAGUACGUCAGGGAUACCCGCCUGGUGGUGAGUCGUCUGCGCCAGGCUCUUGUCGAGAUUAAUGAGCAGUUCAAAGGGAUGGUGCGUAUGCGAGAGAGGCUUGAUGCUAUGCUGGACAAAAUUCGCCAGGGCCUUGUGACCAACAAACAAAGCCAAGUCAUUCGGGAACACCGUGCAGAAUCAGAGAAGGUUCCUGAUAAAGUGGAUGCAUUGAUGAAAUGGGAGAAGGAGGAGUUUCAGAAACAGAAAGCCAAACUGGAGGGGAUGAUGGCAAUGUCAGAAGACCAUCUCAAGGCACUGGGAACAUGCAGGCAAAACCUGAACACGCUGUGUGGAGAACGUGGCCGUGUGCUGGACCUGGUGCCACAACCGCUGCGCACGGUUCUUCUAGGGGCUGGGCGUGAUUCCUGGCUUGGACUGAGCCGGCCCUCAUCCCCCUGGGUGGAGCGAAAUGAGACACCGCAACCUGACCCCAUUGGACCCUUCACUCCAGAGUGUGCAGCAGCUCUAGAAGAGGCCCGACGCCUCACUAUUCUUACCAAGAAAGUGUUACUUCAGUUGCAAAAGGCCCUUGAUGAGGCACAGGACGUACGCAACACAGCGCACACCACCAUUGAAAGCAGCCUGCAAGGCAAGAGAGAGGAGACUCUCACUCAUAAGGAACGGUUUGACAUGGCCCUAGGAGGAACACGUAGCACCCUGCACCGCUGCCAGCGUUUCCAGCAUGAGAUGUUUAUCACCCGGGGAAUGACCCUGGGCCCUGAAAGUAGCAAGUACCUAGAGACACGGGAGAAGCUGACCCGGCCACUGGUGCGGGUGUACCAAAGACAUGUUGGAACACAGCUGCCUGAACCGGCGAUCCUCAACCAGUCCACUGCAGAAUUAGAUCGCUCUAUAGAAGAUACAGCUGAUAAUAUCCAGCAACUAGAAGCAACUCGGCGUUACUUGCGUGAAUGCAUUCAUGAUAAACAAGCAGGCUAUGAUGUUGAUGGCAGUAUUAAACGGCUGCGACAGCGCCGAAUGCAGCCUCGCACCAACAUGAAAGAGGUACUUGAACUGGUCUACACCUAA
Molecule: messenger RNA, 1437 nt
Organism: Varanus komodoensis (Komodo dragon)
Lineage: Eukaryota; Metazoa; Chordata; Lepidosauria; Squamata; Varanidae
Gene: TEKTL1
Product: coiled-coil domain containing 105
Exons: 7
Coding region: 1-1437 (478 amino acids)
Source: RefSeq, a predicted model, not a curated record